This is a messenger RNA of Symsagittifera roscoffensis, 3844 nucleotides long. Its product is annotated as elongator complex protein 1-like. Gene Ontology annotation, cellular component: cytosol; elongator holoenzyme complex. Lineage: Eukaryota; Metazoa; Xenacoelomorpha; Acoela; Convolutidae. Gene Ontology annotation, biological process: tRNA wobble base 5-methoxycarbonylmethyl-2-thiouridinylation. The coding region runs from base 30 to 3833 and encodes 1267 amino acids. The record is from RefSeq and is a predicted model, not a curated record. Gene Ontology annotation, molecular function: protein binding; tRNA binding. The transcript is spliced from 9 exons.
GUUGUGAUAAACUUAUUAAAUAGGUCAGAAUGACUCUUCUGAAGUUGAAGUUUUGCUCACACAGCGAAGUUUCACCUGAUGCUUCAAAUGAAAUAAGAAUAUGUGGUGGGAUGAGCUCAGAUGUUUUCACUUUUGUUAACGGCAUAAUAGCAAAUUGGAACCGAAAGAGUAGUGUUCCAGUGGGAGAGAUACCUGUUUCAUUUGAUGAUGUAUUGAAAAUGCACUUUUGUCUUCUCGAAAACUCCAUCAUGCUGAUAAGACAAAAUGGUGAUAUGCAGCUGACUUCAAGUUAUUUGGAUGAAGAUAUCAAACUCGUUGGAAGUUUUGGAGAUAGUUUGGAACAUGUAUCAUGGAGCCCAGAUGAGUCACUAUUACUAGCGGUGAGUGAAUCGAAAGUUCUCACAAUCCUGGACUCGAAUUACGACAUGGUAGCUGAAAUAAAUCUAAACAAUCUCGCGUCUGCGUCCGAAAUUAAGCAAAAUGUGGGAUGGGGAACCGAAGAAACACAAUUCACAGGUGCGGGGGCAAAGCAAAAGGCAAGGAAUGAACAACAGCCUGGAGAUGGAGCUCUCUUGUCAGAGGAGGAUUCACUGGAAUCCGAACCUUGUGCUGUAACAUGGAGAGAUAGAUCUGACAUUUUUGCCGUGAGCUACUUUGACAAGAAAAUUAACUCACGUAGACUCUCCAUUUUUGACCGAGAAGGAACCCAUUUGUGCUCCAAUGAACUAAAAGCAGACGUGAGCCCUGGUAGUUUGGUCGCAUUCAGACCUUGUGGUGAUUUGAUUGCAACGAAUGGAAGAAGCGCCAAUGGAUCAUGCAUAGUCAAUUUCUUUGAGAGAAAUUGCCUCAAUCACGGGAGCUUUGUUGUCGACCAAAACAAGAAUACUGCCAUCUACAAGAUUUUCUACAGCGUUACUUCUGAGCUGUUGUUCGUAUUCACAGAGAAAACCGGCGACUCGAUAGAAAAAAAUGAAUUUGAAAUGAAAAUAUACCAUCGAAGUAAUUAUCUCUAUUAUCUUGUUCAAAGUUACAAUCUUCCUGAAAAAUGUGCAGAUUAUGCGUUAGAUCCAAGUAGGCCUUACCAUCUCACAAUUGCCUUGAAAAAUUCAUGCAUUUACAGUUUCGAAUGGAUUUUUGAAGAGGACUCUUUGGAAAGUUCUUCUAUUGAAGUAUUUGCUGUUAUAAACGGAGCAAAGUUAAUGUGUACUCCAUAUGAUGAGCUGAUAGUUCCACCGCCAAUGAGUUUUUAUGAAAUAGAUUUAGAGGAGCCUAUUUUGUACCGAUGUAUGAGCGGAAUCAAUCUUUUCCUUUUUACUCAGUCAAGUAUUCUUGUUUUUGAGUGCGUAUCCGAUAUCCCUGUUGGCUGUGUUUUAAAUAGACAAUUCUCUUAUGGCAAGACGACCUUCAACUACAAAAAUUUUCCUCAAUUGCUCCAAAAGUUUCAUUACAGUUCUUUGUUGUCGCCAAUUUGUUUCCUCCCAUUUAAUUGGGUUGCUUUGACUAAGAAUAUCAUUUGCUGUAUAAUUGAGUCAAAAAACGAAACUAGUGCUCAACAGGUUUUACUACUUGAACUAGAUUAUGUUACGGGUUCUGUUAAAGUGAAAAAGACUUUCGAUUUGCCCUCAGAUGAAUUGUGCUUCGCUUUAGCAGCUUCCAGUGAUUUGGUUACCGAUACUCUUUAUGAAGCUUACCUUUCUCUAAGUAGUGGAAAAAUUAUGAAGCUAUCUGGAAAUGAUUUGAGUUUUAUUUCUACUGAGUUUCCCAAGCCUUGUAAUCAUAUUAAAACAUUUGUUGUCAAUGAAGUUUGCAUAAUUUUUGGAUGUGCUAAUAAUCGCUAUUUGUAUUUAAAUGAAACUUUAAUUUCCGAAGAGGCAACUAGUUUUUCAAUUCAGACCAACAAAUUCCUUCUGUUCACGACUCUAUCACACCGUCUAUUUAUAGUAGCUUUGAACGAUCUGAUUGGUUCAGAUAAAACUGAUAGCAGCCAAUGGUAUUCAAGAAAAAUUGAGAGAGGCGCAAAGAUAUCGGGAGUUGUACAGAAGGGAACUUCAGUGCUGCUUCAGAUGCCGAGAGGAAAUUUGGAGUGUAUACAUCCAAAACCUCUGUUGAUUAAUCUUAUUGAGCAGCAAUUGCAGGAAAAACAGUUCUUGGAAGCUUUCAAGCUGUGUGAGAAGCACAGACUGGAUAUGAACAUCAUCUGUGACGGUGACUUCUCCGCCUUUUUGUCUUCUCUUCAAUCUCUUUUGUCAUCUGUCAAUUCACACCACCUGCUAAAUUUGUUCAUCUCGGAAUUGAAGGACACUCCAUCACAGCUGCAGUUCAAACGCAACACAACAGUUCCGACUACGGGGAAAGUGGAAAGAAUAUGUACUCGCAUGAUAGAAAUGAUUCAUAACGACGAAAAUCUGUUCAAGACUUACUACCUCAGUCUCUUAAUGCUCCAUGUGAAGUUGGAACAACCGAAAAGUGCUCUUGAGUUGAUUAAGAAACACGACAGUCUUGAAAACUGCAAAACCGCCGGUCUGGAUUUCUUUCUACUACUCGUAGAUGUUGACAAAUUAUUCGACAUUGCGCUUUCAAUGUACGAUAAACAACUGGUGCUUCGAAUGUUGGAAAAGUCCAAAAAAGACCCAAAAGAGUUUCUUCCACUAAUAAAUAACUUGUUUAAAGGCAAAUCAGAAGACGAAAUUCAGUUCAACAUUGACGAUUAUUUACGUCAUCACGAAAAAGCUUUGAAAAGUCUUCAUAAGAUCAAUUCGAACUUCGAGCAGGUCUUUAAAUACGUGAAGACGCAUUCACUUUACGUAGCUGCUUUGGAAUUAUUUUUACCUGAGAGUUCUAAACAAUGGCAGGCUACAGCAGAAGAAUACGCCCUAAUUUUGUCAAAAGACGGAAAGUUAUUGAAAGCAGGUUGUUUGUAUGCAAAAUUGAAAAAAUUUAGUGAUGCGUUUGAAGCAUUCUGUGCAGCUCGAAAGUAUGAUUUUGCAUUGGUUCAGUUCAAGAGAUUGAAUGCAAAAAAUGUUCCUGAUUUCUUUGAAAAGCGGGAACAGUUAGUGAGUGGUCUGGAAUCGAUGGGAAUGUUAAGAGCUGCUGCCGACAUUAUGUCAGGUUUCGACGAGGAGUCGGCUCUGGAGCUCCUAACACGAAACAAUGCCUGGAGUUUAGCCUCUGAGUUCGUGAUGCAAAGUAAACGCACUACCCAGCUAGUCCCAGUGCUUAUGGCCAGUUUGGAAUCUGGUCUCAGUGAAUUGGUGGUUGUGGUUGGAGAGAAGGUGAGGGAGGUGGAGUCUUUGGCCCAUCGGAUGGAAGAGGUGGUUGAGAAGAAAAAACAGUGGCUGGCUCUCAGUUUGCAAGAUCCAGAAAUCGGAGCCUACGGCGACGGAACCAUAUCAGAGUUCUCUACAAUUUCGAAGACCUCCAAACGCACAUCAAGCAGUCAGAGCUCAGCUUCAUCUAGCCGAAAGCUGAACAGGAAGAAGCGAUCACUGAAAAAGAACUCGCCGGAAGAACAUCUGGCUAUUUUGGAAGAGUUGAUCAAAAUUCACGCGUUGGUUGCUAAAAAUAUCGAUUCGAUUACUGAAUUGAGUUUCGUUAUUUCUUCAACACCUGAAAUGAAAUUAGAUUUGCAUAAAGUGGACAUUGGCAAAAGUGUAUCCGAGCUGAACUCUAGAAUUACCCGAGUUUGGUCUAAUGCAGAUGUGAUGAAUGUCAAAAUAAAUGAAUUUGGUGAAAAUGAGUCUAAUUUUGAGGAAUGUGUUGUAAAACCAAUGAUGAAUGCUGACCUGAAGUUGUUUGUGAAACCGGAAACUCUGUCAUUUAAUAUUUUGAAAUAAUUUUUUUUAAA